AUGUCUACGACGGCCAAGGAGGCCCCGUCGUCGUUAUUUUCGUUACUGCCAAACGAUAUUGUUUUAAACAUCUUAGCCCGCGUGCCAAGAUGGUAUCAUCCAAUUCUCUCUUGCGUGUCGAAGAACUUACGAUUUCUCGUAAGUUCCUCUGAGCUUAAGAUUACGCGAUCUCUUUUGGAGAAAGAUCGCUUCUACGUCUGCUUUCAAGAACAUAGUAAUUCUCCUUCCUUAACCACGUAUCAUUGGUUCAGUUUCACUGAGAAUCGUCGUUGUUUGGUCUCGAUCCCGUUCACUUCUCCUGUUGAGCCUUACUUUGCAACUCUCACGCUGGGCCCCGAAAUCUACUUUGUUGGCAAGUCUAGGAGCAUGUGGAUCCUCGACUCUCGGUCUGGAAAGUUGCGUCAGGGUCCAAGGCCGCUUGUGGCCUGUGAUCAGGCAGCUGUGGGACUAGUUAACGACAAGAUUUACGUUUUUGGAGGAAUUGAUGACAUGAAUAAAAGAUACUACGAAGGUAUCCAUGCGCAAGUGUUUGACCUAAAGACACAAACUUGGCAUGUCGGGCCAAAUCUCAGUGUGAAAUUGGCAUGCCUAAAUAGGUCUGUGGUAACCCCGUCACUAGGCAGAAAAAUUUAUGUGAGGGGUACUGAUCGAGACGUCACAAUCUAUGACAUUAAAGAUGGUAAAUGUGACAAGAUAAUUCCAGCUGAUGAUUUCAGCAGUGGAGAUAUGUGUGUGGUAGACAACGUGAUCUACAUGUAUUACCAUAAUGUUGGGCUAAUGUGGUAUGAAUCUAAGGAGAAACAAUGGAGUGUGGUUCAUGGUUUGGAGUUCAACGGGGUUUUUAAUAGCAUCGCAAUUGCUGAAUACAAUGGAAAGUUGGCUUUUUUGUGGCAUGAUAGGAACAAACGUGAGAUUUGGUGUGCAAUGAUCAACUUGUAUGGGAGUAGUAAAGUAGCAAUUCGAGGGCGGGUCGAGUGGUCUCAUCGUCUACUUUCUGAUCUCCCUUCUAACUACAACUUUAAACAUUUUACUAUUUGUACAGAUUAUUAA
Arabidopsis thaliana (thale cress) is the source of this 1050-nucleotide messenger RNA. RefSeq names its product Galactose oxidase/kelch repeat superfamily protein. NCBI's taxonomy places the organism in Eukaryota, Viridiplantae, Streptophyta, Magnoliopsida, Brassicales, Brassicaceae. The record is from RefSeq and is marked reviewed. The coding region runs from base 1 to 1050 and encodes 349 amino acids. The transcript has a single exon.